Messenger RNA from Macadamia integrifolia, 3036 nucleotides. Its product is annotated as scarecrow-like protein 21. Bases 1108 to 2847 code for a protein of 579 amino acids. Gene Ontology annotation, biological process: regulation of DNA-templated transcription. Lineage: Eukaryota; Viridiplantae; Streptophyta; Magnoliopsida; Proteales; Proteaceae. Gene Ontology annotation, cellular component: nucleus. The record is from RefSeq and is a predicted model, not a curated record. Gene Ontology annotation, molecular function: DNA-binding transcription factor activity; sequence-specific DNA binding. The transcript has 2 exons.
UCCGGUCGGUCCUCCCCCUUUCCCAGAAGCAAAGCAGAAGCUUCUCCCAUCCGGCCGGCCAUCCACCCUUCCCAGAAGCAAAUCGGAAGCUUCCCCUUCCCCCUUCCCAGAAGCAAAGCCUUUCGUCUGGGUCAGUGAUCCAACUUCAACGUUGUUGACAACACCUUUUGCUCCCUUUUUCACUUCUCAGACCAAAGCGAAGAAACCCUUUUUCCAAUCCAAUCCCAAAGCACUCUCCAGUCUCCUCUCCCACAGAAUCUCCAUCUACUCCACGCCCAUCUAUUCGUUUGUGGGACCCUAAUUCCAUCAACAAAGAUUGUUCUUCCAUCUUCUUCUUUUACCCAUCAAAAAUCCCUUUUUCAAUUGUUUAACUGUAACUGUAUGGAUUAUGGAAUUAGGAAAAAUUAUCAAUUUGUCUUCUACUCUUCUCUGUUCAAUUUGUCCACGGUUUCGUAUGGAUCAACAGUACCUUCUACCUCCUCCAUGGUGGUUUCCAUUAUCGGUCAUAUAUGACGUCAAAACGCGUUCGCUGUCAUUUCAUCCAUGUGACCUUUACCCCUUUCCACCCAAUUUUUUUAGCUCACCAAUACCAUCUCUAUUCUCUCAAAUGUUAACACUCUGUACUCUACUCUGAGUAAAAUUAAGUAUUUUAAUGGCAUCUCAGAAGCAUUAAGUCAAAUAAACUAUCCUCGUCCACGUGUUAUAAUCACUAUAUCUAAUUUGGAAUCCUUGAGGUGAGGAUAUAACUUAGAAUUUUCCUGCAACUUGUUUAGCUUUUUGUGUAUAAACUCUAGCCGUCCACCAUAACAACAUCUCCCAGUUGUUCCCGUCUUCUUCAGCUCGAAUUCCAAAUCUACAAAGACCCUUUACGUGGAGCCAAAAAUCGACACCUGAGAGCCCCCUUUCAAGGAAAAAGAGUCGAUUUUUCUUAAUUGUCCAUUUGUGGAAGCACAAUUGAUCUAGAAAGAAUGGGGUUGCUGAAUUCAAUAUUAAUAUGUUGUGGUUAGAGAAGAUUCAUCUGGUUACUUGUCAAGGUGACUCAAUGAGUAUCUAUCCUGCGUCCAUUAUUUCAGAAAGACAGAGAUAAUAGCCCACAACCUUUUAACUAUGAUGAAUUCUCAAUUAAGGUCUGACAAUGGUUCUGUCCGAAACAACUAUCAAUAUUACAAUGGCUAUUCAGUGGCUGGGCUAAAUCAAUUGGAAAGUUAUUCUUCAAGGCAAGCUUCUCUUCAACAUGGAAGUUCAAGCAGGUCAGACAGGCUGCACUAUCAACAAAUGCAAGAGGUCGAGAACUGUUGCUUGUCUCCAAAUUUCCCAAGUUUAGACCACCUCUUAUGCUCGGAUGAUGGCAGCCAAUUGAACAAUAUUCCUGGUGAGAGUUCUCAUGAACAGAAUUGCAGCUUGGAGUCAUCCUCGGCAACUGGCAGUUACAAUGUUUACAACACCCCAUCAACCAUCAGUUUCUCAUCUAAUGGGAGUCCUGUAUCACAGCAAGAAUCACAGUCAUACCCGUCAGACCCUCAUCAUUCCCCUGACAACAACUUUGGGUCUCCAAUAAGUGGGUCAUGCAUAACAGAAGAUUUCAAUCACAAGCUGAGGGAACUAGAAACUGCAAUGCUGGGGCCCGAUUCAGAUAUUGUGGACAGCUUUGAUAGCAACUUGGACGGAGUAGCCCGAGAACCACCUCCAGAGAGAUGGAAUCAAAUGGUGGAGAUGAUCCAUAGAGGGGACCUGAAAGAGGUACUCAUUGCCUGUGCAAGAGCUGUAUCAGAUAAUGAUCUUUUGACUGCAGAAUGGUUGAUUGCUGAGUUAAGGAAGAUGGUCUCAGUUUCUGGCGAGCCAAUCCAGCGGCUGGGAGCUUACAUGUUGGAAGGGAUUGUUGCAAGGUUAGCCCGCUCAGGAAGUUCCAUCUACAGGGCCCUGAGGUGCAGAGAACCUGCUAGUGCUGAGCUUCUCUCGUACAUGCAUCUCCUGUAUGAGGUCUGCCCGUACUUCAAGUUUGGAUAUUUGUCUGCCAAUGGUGCUAUUGCAGAAGCUUUGAAGGAUGAAAACAGAAUCCAUAUUAUUGACUUCCAGAUUGCUCAAGGUAGCCAGUGGAUCACCCUUGUGCAGGCUCUUGCAGCCCGGCCUGCUGGUCCCCCGCACAUCCGCAUCACCGGUAUAGAUGAUUCCCAGUCAGCUCAUGCUCGGGGAGGAGGACUUCAUAUUGUUGGACAGAAAUUGUCAAGGCUUGCCGAGUCAUGCAAUAUACCUUUUGAAUUCCGUGCAGCUGCUAUGUCUGGAUGUGAAGUUGAGUUUGAAAAUCUUGGUGUUCAUCCUGGGGAAGCUAUAGCUGUGAAUUUUCCAUUCAUGUUGCACCACAUGCCAGAUGAGAGUGUGGGCACUGAGAACCACCGUGACCGGCUGUUGAGAUUGGUUAAGAGCUUGUCGCCCAAGGUGGUCACGCUUGUGGAGCAAGAAUCGAACACCAAUACCGCUCCUUUCUUCCCGCGAUUCCUCGAGACUCUGAACUAUUAUACAGCUAUGUUUGAGUCAAUUGAUGUCAAACUCCCAAGGGACCACAAGGAACGUAUCAAUGUCGAGCAGCAAUGCCUGGCACGUGAUGUAGUGAACAUCAUAGCUUGUGAAGGCGCUGAAAGAGUGGAACGUCAUGAGUUAUAUGGGAAGUGGAGGUCGCGGUUUCUAAUGGCUGGGUUCACUCCAUACCCAUUGAACUCGUCUGUGAAUGCCACCAUCAAAGCUUUGCUGGAAAACUAUUGUGAGAAUUAUAGACUUGAGGAGAUAAAUGGCAUUCUCUUUCUUGGCUGGAUGAACAGAGUCUUGGUUUCAUCUUGUGCAUGGAAGUGAAUAUUGCAUCCAACAGGCGACUUCUGCUUGGCAAUCCUGUAUUUAGGCGGCCCAGGUAAGACCUGAAAUUAUGUUUCCUUGUUUACAAACAUGGAAGGAGUUUGAUUGUCUGAAUUCUCUGGAACAUAGUAAUCCAUAUUAACUCUUCCUGGAAAGCCAUCUCAUGUAGUGGCAACUUUUAUUCUGAAA